GGUACCAACCCCUGAAGCUGUUGCGCUGGGGUUGGCGAGCUUGGCGGCUACAGGUCCCGCGGCGGCGUCUGUGGGGGACCCUGGCCGCGGGCUGAGGCGGGAGGCUCGCGACCGAGGCACUUGGCGAUGGUGGGCGUCCCUGGAGCGGCCGCCUUCCAGCUUGGUCCUGAGAAAAGGGUACCAGCAAUGCCUGGAUCGCCUGUGGAAGUGAAGAUACAGUCAAGAUCCUCACCUCCCACCAUGCCACCCCUCCCACCAAUAAAUUCUGGAGGACCUAGGCCAGUGUCAUUUACUCCUACAGCAUUAAGCAAUGGUACCAACCAUUCUCCUCCCACCCUGAAUGGUGCCCCGUCACCACCACAGAGAUUCAGCAAUGGCCCUGCCUCUUCCACAUCUUCUGCACUAACAAAUCAACAAUUGCCAGCCACUUGUGGUGCUCGGCAGCUCAGCAAGUUAAAACGCUUCCUCACCACUCUGCAACAGUUUGGCAAUGACAUCUCACCUGAGAUUGGGGAGAAAGUGCGGACUCUUGUUCUUGCACUGGUGAACUCAACAGUAACAAUUGAAGAAUUCCAUUGCAAGCUCCAAGAAGCUACAAACUUUCCUCUUCGUCCUUUUGUGAUUCCAUUCCUCAAGGCCAACCUGCCCCUGCUGCAGCGAGAACUGCUGCACUGCGCUCGAGCCGCCAAGCAGACCCCAUCCCAGUACCUGGCUCAGCACGAACACCUUCUGCUCAACACAAGUAUCGCAUCACCUGCUGACUCUUCUGAGCUGCUCAUGGAAGUGCAUGGAAAUGGCAAGAGGCCCAGUCCAGAAAGGAGGGAAGAAAACAGUUUUGAAAGAGAUACAAUUCCUCCUGAGCCUCCUGCCAAGAGAGUGUGUACAAUCAGCCCUGCUCCUCGGCAUAGUCCUGCCCUCACUGUGCCCCUUAUGAAUCCUGGGGGCCAGUUUCAUCCUACACCUCCACCUCUUCAGCACUACACCUUAGAAGAUAUUGCAACUUCCCACCUGUAUCGCGAACCCAACAAGAUGCUAGAACACCGAGAAGUUCGUGAUAGACACCACAGUCUUAGUCUAAAUGGAGGCUAUCAAGAUGAGUUGGUAGACCACCGUUUGACAGAAAGGGAAUGGGCUGAUGAAUGGAAACAUCUUGAUCAUGCUCUGAACUGCAUUAUGGAAAUGGUAGAAAAAACAAGGCGCUCCAUGGCAGUUCUGCGGCGCUGUCAGGAAUCUGAUCGUGAAGAACUCAACUACUGGAAGAGACGAUAUAACGAAAACACAGAGAUGAGGAAAACUGGGAGCGAACUGGUCUCCAGGCAGCACAGUCCUGGGAGUGCAGAUUCUCUCAGCAAUGAGUCUCAGCGGGAAUUCAAUAGUAGGCCAGCAACAGGAUAUGUACCUGUGGAGUUUUGGAAAAAAACUGAAGAAGCUGUGAAUAAGGUGAAAAUUCAGGCCAUGUCGGAAGUACAGAAAGCCGUUGCUGAGGCAGAGCAAAAAGCCUUUGAAGUGAUUGCGACAGAGAGAGCUCGAAUGGAGCAAACCAUAGCAGACGUCAAACGGCAGGCGGCGGAGGAUGCCUUCCUCGUCAUAAAUGAGCAAGAAGAGUCAACAGAGAACUGCUGGAACUGUGGCCGCAAAGCCAGCGAGACCUGCAGUGGCUGCAAUAUAGCACGAUACUGCGGCUCUUUCUGCCAACACAAGGACUGGGAGCGGCACCACCGCCUUUGUGGCCAGAACCUGCACGGCCAGAGUCCUCACAGCCAGAGCCGGCCACUGCUUCCUGGAGGGAGGUCUGCCAGGUCUGCCGACUGCAGCGUUCCAAGCCCAGCCCUGGACAAGACCUCAGCCACCACCUCGCGUUCCUCAACACCUGCCUCUGUGACAGCCAUCGACACCAACGGACUCUGAGCCCCAGGCUCACUUCCCCCUGAUGACCUCACAAUAUGAAGGCUGGCUGUUUGGACCAGUACAGGUAGCUGUUGGGUCAUCAGCAAGAAGUGAAGUGGAGGCAGAAAGAGUCCAAGCCCAGUAAACACUGCGUCGCAGCCUCUGCAGACACUUGCCCCAGUUUCCCAUCUGUGUCCUUGGGGGAGCUAGAGUCUGUUCUCUGCACACAGGCAGCUGGCUGGAGUUGCCUCCUCCAAGGCUUUCUGGUUUGUUCGUCUCCCCGCUGGAGCUGGCGUGACCGGCCUCUUUUCAAUGUAGACCACCAGCUCCCCUCCCAGCCUCUUGGGGCAGCAGACUGUCCAGCGUGCCCAGCCAGGCUGGGAGCAGCUUGCCCAACACACCGUCUCCUACUCUGCCGUCCUCCCGUGAGGCCUAGAGGCUGGCAGCAGGCCGUGGAGGAGGUCCCCCCGACAGGGAAUGGCCCCUCGCGCUCCCAGCAGCUCGGAUGGGCCCCCUGUCCACCCUCAGCAGAUGCCACUGAUGGGCCCCACAGGGACUUCGGGGAGGCAAAAAGCAGCACUCAGGACUCCCUUGACCCUGAUGUUCAGACUUUUAAAGAUUCUCAGAAACCACAGGAAAGUUACCAUUUCAGUAAAAGUACCUGUAACAAUAAAAUAUUAAUAAAACUUCCACCAAGCAUCACAGAGAA
This is a messenger RNA of Pteronotus mesoamericanus, 2596 nucleotides long. It is a transcript of the gene CBFA2T2, whose product is annotated as CBFA2/RUNX1 partner transcriptional co-repressor 2. The coding region runs from base 127 to 1908 and encodes 593 amino acids. The record is from RefSeq and is a predicted model, not a curated record. Gene Ontology annotation, cellular component: nucleus. Gene Ontology annotation, biological process: DNA-templated transcription; negative regulation of DNA-templated transcription. Gene Ontology annotation, molecular function: transcription corepressor activity. NCBI's taxonomy places the organism in Eukaryota, Metazoa, Chordata, Mammalia, Chiroptera, Mormoopidae. The transcript is spliced from 11 exons.